AUGUUUACCGCGAAGAAAGGGAAAAUUGCGAGAUGGGCUACCACACUUCAAGAAUACGAUUUAACCAUACGGCACAAGAGUGGUGCCGAAAUGAUGCAUGUGGACGCGUUAAGUCGUCUAGAGAAAAGCGAUACUAUAGUGGAAGAUCGCAUGGUGUGUCCUGUAACAAUAAAUCAAGUAGAUUCUCCGUUACCCAGCUUACGAUUGAUCCAAGAAGAACAAAGUCAUGUACCAAAUACGGAAGUUCAACGUUUCGGUCUCGUGUUAGAGCAAGGGUUACUGUUCCACCCGAAGGGUGAUUCCAAUCAUUAG
Messenger RNA from Gregarina niphandrodes, 312 nucleotides. RefSeq lists its product as hypothetical. The transcript has a single exon. NCBI's taxonomy places the organism in Eukaryota, Apicomplexa, Conoidasida, Eugregarinorida, Gregarinidae. The coding region runs from base 1 to 312 and encodes 103 amino acids. The record is from RefSeq and is a predicted model, not a curated record.